This is a messenger RNA of Oppiella nova, 1086 nucleotides long. The record is from the annotation of a GenBank genome assembly. NCBI's taxonomy places the organism in Eukaryota, Metazoa, Arthropoda, Arachnida, Sarcoptiformes, Oppiidae.
AAUUAAAGUUUAAUAAAUAGAACUUAAAAUUUUUAAAAUAAACUUGUAAAAUUUUCAUAAAAUAAAAUAAUAUUUAAAUCAUUAGAUAGCUAACAUGUUAACUGACUUGAGCAUACAAAUGAUUACGUGGAAUGUAGCAAUGGAGCAAUGUCAAUCUGAUUUAAUUCAAUUGCUUGGUAUUGAAACUACCGGUGCUAAUGGCCACCAAUUAGCCGACAUAUACGCCAUAGGCCUCCAGGAGGUGCCCUUUGAGACAAUUAACACUGAGAUACCCACAGAGCAUACAUGGGCUAAAGGUUUUAGUAAGGUGCUUGAUCAAGUGGGGUAUAGCCAUUUAGAAAGGGCCCAAAUGAACGGCAUUAUACUACUAGUCUACGCGAAAAGCAACAAGCUAUCGCAUUUCACAUCUGUCCAGACUGAUGUCACAAAUAUUGGGCGCCCGGAGGGAAGUAAAGGGGCGGUUAGUGUCCGUUUGACAGUGAAUGGUGUGUCGGUGUGUAUAGUGAACAGCCAUUUCCACCCUCACGACGAAUAUCUGGAACAACGUAUAGCUAAUUAUAACGAUAUCGUCGAUAGACAAAACAUUUUAAGCCACGAUUACGUGCUAUGGAUGGGUGACCUAAACUUCCGCAUCGACGAUAUGACUGCCGAUGAGGUCCACGACUUUGUGUUAAACCGACGGCAAUCGGGCGAUAGUUUUGCCGAUCUAUUAGAAAAAGACCAGUUAACACGUGUUAGACGGGAGGGCCGUGUGUUUAGGGAGUUUAGUGAGGCUGUACCUACAUUCGCACCCACCUAUAAAUUUGUUCCUAACUCUAAUGAAUAUGAUUAUAAAGGUCGCGAGAGGUCACGUAAACCUGCCUUUACUGACCGCGUGUUAUAUCGGUUAAAGCCUGACACUAACGCCACUCAACAGUUGGAUUUGAAGCAAGUAUCGUAUAAGUCUCACACGCAGUACAUACAGUCUGACCAUAAACCCGUGUCCGCACUAUUUAGCCUCAAAUUAUAAUUAUUUAAAUUUUAAUUAUAUAAUAAAUAGAUAAAAUUAUUUUAAUUAAAAUAUCUAACUAAGGAAAUAACAUAGCA